AAUACGCUCUUAACAUUGCAUAAUUAGCUAAACGCACCAAAAUACAAAGGCUAGCACAUUUCAUAUCAAUUUAAAAUAUUUGUAUAAAUACACUUAAAUACUGCCUUUUUUUUUGUAAUAAUUGAAAUUCCAUAUUGAGUUAAUAGGCAUCUAUCUUCCAUACAUGACCAUAAUAACGAACUGUUUUCGGGCGAGAAAACCUAUGUUGAAUUGAGAUAGAUUGCACAUUUGACUUCUUUGGACAACGAUUUCUAAACACGGUUCAAACCUCUUCAAACAUAGUUCAAACGAGGUUGCUUGAUUGAUGAUUUUUGGGAAUAGAACAAAAUUAAAUUUCUUCUACUCCUAUAGUGGUUCGGUGAGAGCUCCAAACUAAAAACUACAUCCAUGGCUACAUGAUAGAGAAAGAAAAAGGAUAAACUUGAAAUGUGUGUCAGAGUGUUGGUUUUUGGGAACCUCUCUCUCUGUCGACCCUUCCUCCUAUUUAUAGCAAUGGAGAGAUAACUAUCGCAAAAAAUUUCCUCUGAGAUAAGUCCCAAAAGAACCGCUCAGUGCUUCCUCGGAGUGGUUAUUACUCCUUCAAUCGCUUAGGUGCUUCUCUUGGAAACUCCGUGGGUCUUGGAGUGUAGCUUGCCUAGCCUGGUCUUGUUCCAAGUCUCGUGCCAUGCUAGUUUUUUUAUAAGCAUGUGAUGUCUCACAAAUGGGGUCGUGGUCCUCUUGCCAGGAGGCCAUGGACAUCUUACUCAUGUCCAUGGUUCUCUUGGGACUUAGUCAUUAGUGAUAUAAUGCUCAACCGUCCACCACGUCCUUCACAUUCGUGUCCAUGGUCCCUCUCGUGAGGCGGCAUGUCCUUCCUAGACUUAGUAUAUUUUGGGUCAUUCAGUCUUGGUCAUGAGGCAGCAUGACCUCUUCAUUCGCGGCCACGCACUUCUCAGUCAUGUUCGUGGCCCUUCUCGUGCACGACAUGACCUUCUCAUACUUAUUAUUUUUCAAUCAUGCCUAGGACCACACGCCUCUUUUCCUCCAUGGGACCUGACUCCCCAUACAUCAAUUUUUAAUUUUCUAGUUUACCAGUGGGUGGCACAUGGUCGGCAUGUCUAGCCUUGGUGGCCUUGCAUGGGGUCCCAUGCUCAUAUGCCUUAGCCACAUCACCUGACACGUCAAUACGACCAUGAGUUUUCCUCUGCCUUUGGUUCCUCGUGGUUAAGACAUGCUUACUCCCCUCAUUGUUUGGAGACAAUGUCUAGGCUUGACAAGUCGACUACCACUCAUGUGGUCCAUUUGACUUUGUCUUUCAACAUCUGAACCUUGUUGGCCUCUACACUUUGCACACAACCACCCGCGGUUCUUUGUGAGGUCAUGUUUGAUUUGUUUGUAUUGUGACUUCUUAUACAUGCCCCCGUGUCCACCCUUCGAGGUUAGUGACAAGUAACUAUUACUCAUGGACAUGGACUCCCCCCCUCCCCCCCCCCACCGGUCCGUACUUUGCCAAAUUUCCAUACUCGUCACAAGCAUGUGUGACUUGGACUUCUUUUAGCUUCUUGUGUCUCCUACUCCAUUAUUCAUGGUGGGUGAUGACAUGCCUCCUUGCCCAUACUUAGCUAAAUUUUCAAGACUACAAGAACUCUUUUUGGCUUUCCCGCGACUUUUCUUGCUGGACUCAGUGGCGGAGCCAGAAAAUUUCCCCACUAUCCAGACUGAGCCAUAUUCGUAUGCUUAUCACAAGCAUGUGUGACUUACCUCUUCUACACCACAUGCCCCCAGAUGGACUUCUCGGUUUCAUGUGUGGAGUGGUAAACUUUCGUGCCCCCCCUUGUUGGGAUCUAGGUGGUUUGAGUCCAUUAGAAUCCGCUCCUUGCCUACUCACUAUGGGUGGGCGAGCAGAAGGUGGUACUUGGUCUAAUUUCAAUGAAAUGCCACCACCUACGUCAUCGACAAGGUGUCCUAGAUGGUCUUAUAUCUAGAAUUGGCGGUUGAACUCAACUAAGUACCGACAAAUCCCCAUCGUGGUUCUUGAACGUGAAGGCCAAAUUUUGGCCACAACUCCCAUGUUGAGAAGGUAGCUGGCUUGUCAACGGUGUGGGCGAGGUUCCUUGCCAUGGCCGAACAUUUUGACAAACAGUGGAAUGAAGAUUCUUACGCCAUGUAACACUGUUUAGUGGAGGAUCUUUGUUAUUUAUUGGCAAAAUCCUUGAUUGAACCACAUAUGUGUUCGAGACACGUCUAGACUCAUAAAAAUGGCUUUGAGUCUUGCUCAAGUUGCCAAACCAAUUAUAUAGACAUGUAUUAAUCCAUGAAAUGAGAGAAACAUGGCGUUCAAUGAGCGAAUCAUAACAUUCAAUAAAAGACUUGUGGCGUUUAAUGUAAGAUGUUAAACGUAGGUUUACAUGUUGGGGUUCAACCACACCCUUCUCCAUGGAUUGAUGGAGUGAUGUGAUGGCAAUUGCUUCAUCCAGACUUGUCGUCGGUGGUGGAAGAGCCCCCAUUCCGCCAUUUUUUCCGACAAUAACAUCCAUUCGUCCACCACCGACGACACUUGUAGAAGAUGGCGGGAUGGGGGCUCUUCCACCACCGACGACAAGUCUGGACGACAAGCCAUCACAUCGUCGGUGGUGGAAGAGCCCCCAUCCCGCCAUUUUUUCCGACAUAACAUCCAUUUCCACAAACACUUGUAGAAGAUCGUCUUCUUGUUGUCUAAGUCGUGGAGCCAUCAAAUCAAACACAAUAUCCCACCUGGUGUGCCAAUUUCAUUUUCCAACGAGAAAACCUGCUUUGAAUUGAGAUUAAUUGCACCUUUGACUUUUUUGGACAACAAUUUCUAAACACGGUUCAAACCUCUUCAAACAUAGUUCGAACGAGGGUUUUUGAUAGAUGGUUUUUGGGAACAAAACUAAAAUAAAUGACUUAUACUCCUAUGGAGGUUCGGUGAGAGCUCCAAACUAAAAACUACGUCUAUGGCUACAUGACAGAGAAACGAAAAAAGAUAAACUUGACAUGUAUGUCAGAGUGCUGGUUUUUGUGAACCACUCUCUCUGUCGACCCUUCCUCCUAUUUAUAGCAUUGGAGAGAUAAUUGUCGUAGAAAAUAGCCUCUUGGGUAACUCCCAAAAGAACCGCUCCCUGCUUCCUCGGAGUGGUGAUUACUCUUUCAAUCGCUUAGGUGCUUCUCUUGGAACCGCCGUGGGUCUUGGAGUGUAGCUUGCCUCGCCUGGUUUUGUUCCAAAUCUCGUGCCAUGCUAGUCUAUUGAUAAGCAUUUGAUGUCUCACAAAGGGGGUUGUGAUCCUCUUGAUAGGCGGCCAUGGACUUCUUACUCAUGUCCAUGGUCCUCUUGUGACUUAGUCAUUAGUGAUGUAAUGCUCAACCACCAAGCCCUUCACAUUCGUGCAUGGUCCCUCUCGUGAGGCGGCACGCCGUUCGACUCAAAACAAAGCAGAUGGCAUCGAUCGAUAGCUCUCACAAGGAAGACAACAACAACAUUUCGCUCGUCGAGUCGUAUAGCCAAAACAACUCCCCGUCUUCGUCUUCCGCAUCUCACCUCGACCUCUCGCCUCUUAUCUUCAUCUUCAUUGCUAACCUAGAAAAUCGUAAGCAAAGAAAUGAAACCGAUGGUGUAGUCCCCCUUGUUUGUUUGCUUUUUGUCUAAUUGACACAACUAAUGUGAGAGAGGGGCGGAAAUAGAUUAUCGUAGACCUUAUGUGUAAUAAAGGAGGGAUCACCAAAAUAUGUGUUUGAGUUCGGCGAUUUUAGAGAAGGAGUAAUGCCUCUCUUCAGUCGGAUCUCGAGUCUUCUUCCGUUCAUCUUCAGAGAAGGGAACGUCGACUUUUAUCGAUGAUUCAUUCCCUGAAAUAAAGGACAGAGAGACAUGAAAGAGGAGAGGUCAUCCCAUUAUUUAAAAUCUCUAAAUGAUAGUUUUUUAAAAUUCAUAAUGACCAAAAUACAUAAAUUGUUUAUCCUUUCCAUUUUCCAAACACAUAAAUAUACUAAAUUCUGGGUAGUACAAGAAUUGUCCAAAAUUACUCCCCAAAUUUCCUAAUCCAAAGUCCAAAGCACCAAUCUAGUGUUGGCUCCGAGUAAAUACGGAGAACCAUGAGCGUGUGGUUGUUUUUUUUUUUUUUCCCCCGUCCAAGACAUGUCAAAAAGGUGAGCAUGUGGACUGUGGUUGUUGAAUUCACCAAAACAUGAAGAAGCGCUAAACAAUUUUAAAGGACAAUAUUUUCUUUUGCUCAAUUUAUCAAAAUAAACAUUUAAAGCAAAAUAAUCAAUAUUAUCUGCAUCGCUUUCUUAGUUAUUAAUUUUUCCUCCCACCACGUAAUCAGUAAUCCGACGAAACACAAAAUCAGCCAACCAAAAUCUCAAUAAAGAAACUGAUUAGUUGAUAACGAAAUAAAUAAAAAAAAACAUC
Molecule: messenger RNA, 4402 nt
Organism: Linum trigynum
Lineage: Eukaryota; Viridiplantae; Streptophyta; Magnoliopsida; Malpighiales; Linaceae
Source: the annotation of a GenBank genome assembly